Molecule: messenger RNA, 1493 nt
Organism: Manis javanica (Malayan pangolin)
Lineage: Eukaryota; Metazoa; Chordata; Mammalia; Pholidota; Manidae
Source: RefSeq, a predicted model, not a curated record
GUCCCACUUGGCUUUGCAGAAAAGAUUUGCUGAGACACACUGCCAUAGAAAUUUUUAUAAUAAAGCUCUCUGUUUCAAAUGGUUCCUACAUGCGCAAACACCCUCCACCUAAGGUACCUUGAGUCCCAGAAAGGCCGAAGCAGGGACACUGCAAAAAGGUGGCAGUAUCCCACCCAGGAUUUCAGCUCCAAAUGGGAAAAAAGUGUCCUGCAGCCUCCCCAACCUGAAAUGAAAGUUGACACGUGGGCAAUAAAGCCUCCUGAUUUCAGUUAUAAACUGUAUACAUCUUUGAGCUUUCCAGAAAAACCAUCAAGGACUGUGAAGGAAGAACAAAGGAGGAAAAAAAAAAGCAAUUUUCCAGAAACAAUGUUUCACUUGCCUAGCAUGAGCAAUCACCCCAAGCAGGCCAGAUCUCCUAAAUUUAUAACUACAUUCCCACAUCUGGAUUCAUAUAAAGCAAAGCUAUUGUAUGUGGAGAGUGGAAAAUAUCCGAAUGGCAUAUACCUCAAUCCGAAACCACAUGACUUUCGACAGUACCAACCUAAUUUACCAAACUUUGUGACAACUUGUGAAAGGGACCCUUUUGGAUUAAAAUUUAAGUCACAACACUUAAGUACAGUACAUAAGGACCAGUGGCUGAAGGAUGAUAAACAAAAGAACAAUACAGAAAGAGUCAUCACCUACAAGCUUCGUGAAUGCAAAUGGGAUUCAAAGCUAAUUUUACCAAAAGCACCAUGGCCCAUUAAAUCUGCUUCCUAUACGAGACAUAGAAGGCAGCGAGAUGUGUACAGUGCAUUUAUGGAUCGUGUGGAAGAAAAGUUUACUAAGACAUGUAAGAACAGGUCUCAGGGAAAUUGUGGAAAACUUCCUGUGGUGAUGUCACAGUUCCAGGUUUCACACACUAUCGUUGCCCCCUAUAUCUCUUCAGUCUUUCUCAUUCCAGAAUAUUCCUGCCUAACUUCGUCCAGCCGGCAGCUGCAUCUCUUUGCCUGAGGGCUCUCUCUGGCUGUUAAAGCUGCACACAGCAGGACACAAGGGCUGGGGUUUUAAUGUCUCCCAGCAGCUGCUUUCAAGCAGUUACUAAGGAGAUUGUUUCCCAACCUUCCCCAAGGGGGUUUGACUCCAGGUGCCCCAGUAGUUAACUUGCACUUUGUUGGUUUCUUUUUCCUCUCUCACUUGUCUGUAUUCUUACAUUUGGGGGUUUUGCUGUGGUUUCCCUAGAAUCCUUGUUAAGUGCUUCUGGGGAAACAUAAAUCAAGACACCAGAAGGCAGUAUCAUGAUCUCAGAAGACAGAAAGCCUGGCUUCAAAUCCCAGCCUUGCCACGUACUAAUGGGCAAAUUACUAAACUAUAUUCUUUCUCAUUCUUCACCUGUAAAAUGAGAAUAAGGUGUUCUAUCCUUAGACAGACAAGGGGGUUCUGAAUUACAUUAUGUCUUAUAGCUUCUCUUACCAUUUUUGAUUCACUUGUCAAUGUCAUUACAAGAAGUGGGU